CUCUGCAAUGUAAAGGUUGAAGAAUAAAAUAUUUUAUAUUAGUGACCAAUGAUGGUCCAUUCCAAGCCACUUCCUCAGGUGUUCUUGUAGAAGAAAAAUUAUCUCGAAAAUUAUUUCCAAAGUAAUUAUAUCAGCAUAAGACAACAUUUGAAAAGGUCCAACACUUAUUUAAUACACGUAUGGGGUAGUUAGGUCUAUAAAGAUACAACUUUAAACUCCCCGACAAUCAGAAGGCACUUUGGUUGUCCAACUAAUAAGUGCAGAAAACCCCGGAAACAUGUAGAUGUCCUUCCAAUAAUGAAACGGUUGGGAAACAAACUGCUGUAACUCGGCUACCGGCACUUAACAAAGAUUACGCCUCACACAGUCAAGUAAAAUAUUUAAACACUAUUACUUCUUUCUGACAUGAAUCGUAAUGGAUUCAUAAUAACCGCUAACAGUCGGUUGCAGUGCGGUAGUGUUCUGUAGAUUGCUCCACGUGGAAAUCGUAAGCAUUAAUGCAAUAAUUAGCAAACGUUUCUAGAGUAUAUCGAGGGCGAGUUAGGGAAUCGAAACAUGGCUGCCUUUACUGAUCAGAAUAAUUGAAUCGAAGCUGUGAAUGUAUUUGCGAGUUUCGAGCAAUUUGUUUAUAUGGGUGAAAUCAAUAAUAGAUGGUGCUGUGUUUUUCAGUCAGCAGAACAACUUGGACAUGUGUGCCACACGGUGAUUAAGAUCAAUUGACUUCGAAACAUUAGCUAUAAUAUUUAAACCGCUGGGGCUGCGUUGACUGUACAUUGAUAAACAGAACCCUGCCAAUUAGAUUUGGUGAAAUUAUGUUUUGAAAACGGGGAUUACUCGCCAUUAUUAUGACGGGCCACCAGACUGAUGAGGAAGAGGGUGGCGUCAGACAAGACAUAAGAUUCUACAUUGAGGCCUCCAGCGACUCUGAAUGUGAGCUGGGGUCAAGACAACACCUGCAGGCAGACGUCACGUCACCACCACAAGGAGCAGCUCGGGCCACUAGAGGGUGCUCUCCGCCGGUUCUGGCCUUUACCCUCCCCAACCGAGCUUCAAGCGAUGCAUCCUCACUGGACGGCACCCCAAGCCCAACAUCCAGGAGUGGCCUCCGCUCACCGCUUGAUCAGGCCCAGGAGUAUGAUGAUGAACCCCCAGAGGAGUGGAUGUUCCUGGGAGGAGAGGAGAAGGACGGCGACAGAGACAUCCAGCUCAACCUGGGGUGCUGGAUUAGCAGCAGUUCGGAGUUGCACUCUGGAACAGAGGAUGAAGAACCGAAUGCAAAAUCUGCUGUCAAAGACAACUGGGCCAUAAUAGACAAGGACAAGCCACGCCCAUAUCGCUGCAUGACCUCUGACAUCGGCCUCACCUGCCACAACUGUAACAAGACUGGUCACCUGGCCAAGAGCUGCACCUCCCCAAGGAGACGUCCCAGCUGUGUGUUGUGUGGGCUCCAGGGUCAUGUUCAGAGAGGCUGCCCAGGUCGACACUGCCCCAGCUGUGGGCUCCCCUCGCACGGCCACCAGUCCUGCUCUGCCCCUCCUCUCUGGAACCAGCACUGCCAGCGCUGUGGAAUGACUGGCCAUCUAUCAACCGCCUGUCCAGAUGCAUGGAGACAGUUUCACCUCACGACUCAGGAGGAGGUUCCCCUCAGGCCAGACCGUGACCACACCUACAAACGCCACAGACGCCCCGCCCACUGCUACAACUGCUCUGGGAAAGGACAUCAUGGCCACGAGUGUCCUCAGAGGAGAAUGAUCAGUGGUACGUUCCCAACUGUCCCCUACAUCUGCCACUACAACAAUAAGCAGGACAUCCUCAAACAGAAGACCAGGAUACACAGAGAGCCACAGGAAGGUGUCAAGCUCGUGGUAGAGUGCCAGAGGACCUCCGUGACACCAGGGGGCAGCGGUAAGGAAGAGCCCUCAACCGUCCCAGGGAGAAGGAAAAGCCAGGGCGGACGGAGGGAGGGCCGGAGGAAGAAGUGGCCGGAGAAACGCAGAGAGAGACGGGAGGUGAAAAAGCAGAGGAGAGAGGCCCAAGCCAGGAGGGAGGUGGUGGUGACCACACGGGUCUCAGGAGAAAAGGUUCACCCCAGUGACCGUUUUUAUAAACCCCCACAGAGAACACACACCUCGUUCUCAAAAGAGGAGAUGCAGCAAUGAGAGGGAGGGAAAGCGGGAGUGGGAAGAAGAACACGAAGGGCAGAUUUAGAGAGCGGUGUUAUAAGAGAGUGUUGGACCGCGGACCUCUGAAUCCUGAUCGUGUCUUGGGACCCAUGGAUUAGGAUCUCCCCUUUAAAGAAAAGGGUGUGGACUUCAUAAGAACAGUGAUAAUGUCUGUAUUUUCAACUGUAUUUUGUAUUAUGUUUUAGUGGCUGAAGAUUAUUGUAAGGAUUUUUGUAAAUUUUCUGUCUUCUCUCUCACACACUAUGCACAAUAUCUCCCCUACUGAUUUAGAUUUUUAAUAUCACAUUUUCGUAUCUGCCUCAACACACUGUUGCAUUGUACCAGUCUGUGUGAGAGGGGAUGAAAUCUGACCUCUUGGUAAAAAUUAGGUGGUCUUUUACAUGGGAUGUACCAGAUUUUUUGAAAAUGUCCAUUUAAACAUUUAAAACUUUGAACAUGGUGCUAUAAGGUUCUGCAGUCCAAUCACACAAUGCCAGGGUGUCACACAUCACAAAACUGUUCUGAAAUAUAAAGCUGUGGAAAUUACUAUAGCAAACCCCAAAUAUUUUGCAGAUAAAACCUUUGGGUACCUUUUGUUAUCUCUUGAUUGGAAUUUCUAAUCACCUAUAGCCUGCUAUCAGGGUGAAGAAACCAUUUGACAUUAAUACAACAACAAUUUAAAUUAUUUAAGGUGAGACAUUGGGAUAUAAAAGAAGAAUGCACAGCAAAACAGUUCUGAAAUCUGGAGAUGUGAUUCUUAACAUUUCAGGACUGUGCUUUAUGCAGAUGGAAACCUAGUCUCAAGGUCCUGAUAUUUUAGUGAAUGAUGAAUGAGGCAUUAAGCUAGGUCGAUAUUUACUGUAUAUACUCAGUGGCCAUUAGGUACAACCAUCAUGUUGGAGCAUUUUGCCUCAAGAACUAUCUCAUUACUUCAGGUCAUGGAGUCAACAGGUUUUUGAAAUGUUCCACGGGAUGCUGGUCCAUGCUAUUGUCCAAAUGUUCAGUUUUUGUGUUUUUGUACUCAACUGGUGAUGCUUCUUUAGAUCAUAGGAGUGGAACCCGGUGUGGUCAUGUGCUUAAACAACAAUCCAUAAUACACGAAAACGGCGUUCCUGGGACUGACAAUUGUAGAACACUAAUUUCACUUAAGUCAUUCAUUUUGCCCAUUCUAAUGGGCAGGCAAACAAUAACUGAAUGCCUCACUUCCUGCUUUAUAUAGCAAGCCACGGUCACUUGACUCACUGUAGGAGUUAUCUAUAUUGUGAACAGGUAUUGUACCUUAUGAACAGGUCACCGAAUGUAUGUAUAUUACAUUCUUUAUGCCAAACCACCUCCGUUCACUAUACCAAAUUCCUUGGUACUGAAACAAGACUACUGAAUUAUUAACUAGGUUGGUUCCGCCCUGUUGUUCACCAGACAAAACGAAUCAAUGCAGUGAUCAAUUGUUUUCGAGAUAACCAAUAAUUUUGCUUGAAAAUAGGCGUGACCUGUUAUAAAUGUGUAUGUCCAGGUUCGAUACUUUCGAAACGUAUUAUGUAUUUGAGGACCUCUAGACAUUAAACAAAAUGUGUUGGUGUUCUGUACUCGAUUAGAUAAGUCUGACGGAGAUCUGAAAAUCCCAUAUGAUUGAUCUCCACUUACGCUCCCGAAUGACAUCUACAGAGAAAACCCAGUGGGGGAAAGCACAGAAUCACACCAGCGUCAGUCGUAAAUGUACAUUUUGUGGUGGGAUUUAAAUCUUACGAAGACCAGUAUUUAUUUGAAAAACAAAAAGCAUUCGGUUGCUUCUGUCCGGGAUCAACCAACAUCGUCUGAAAAGG
This is a messenger RNA of Esox lucius (northern pike), 3982 nucleotides long. Its product is annotated as zinc finger CCHC domain-containing protein 7. The record is from RefSeq and is a predicted model, not a curated record. Lineage: Eukaryota; Metazoa; Chordata; Actinopteri; Esociformes; Esocidae. The transcript is spliced from 8 exons. Gene Ontology annotation, molecular function: zinc ion binding; nucleic acid binding. Bases 846 to 2159 code for a protein of 437 amino acids.